CAAAGCCUUGUAUGAUAUGUUGCGAACUUCUUACGGAAAUAAAAUGAAUAGAAAUUCGAAACGUCAAAAGCUGGAAGAUUCUACAAAGCGUGUUCAACCAGCUUCUGAAUUGGGUCAAAUUAAUAUCAAUGCUGUACAGUCCGCUUGUGACAACCAGUCUUCCCAAAGGGCUGAUCACCAGGAUAUUUGGGAUGCGAGUGCAGAUUUAUUGCUAAAUUCGCAGAACGCUGCAGCAGCACGACAAUUUACGCAUGAUGAAUCUCCCCCACUUGUUAAAUGGAAUGCAUCGAGCCCUGUCACUCACCUUCAUUCAAGAGUUCAACGCAGCCAAAGUGCAGAAGCUUCCUCUUCACCUGAGACCUUUGACAACAAGAAAGCUGCACUUCUCCUCACACAAUCCGCAGACAAAACUGAAGGACCACUGAUAUCACCUCCACAUGCAACCUCAGUGGUUCAAGAGAAGCCUGCAUCUUUCCCGAGUGCCAUGAGGUCUCCGACGACAAAACCCGCCGACACACUGCACUGGCCAAGAUGUUCAAGCCAAGGAUCCGGAAGCCUGUCACCUGCGGACAAAGCAUACAACCCAUUGUCUCCCCAUUGUGCAUGGGCGGAGCCUAUCAUGGAGAGCCACCUCACCAAUGCAACUUCGAAAAGCUUCCAAGGGAACUUGACUCUAGCAGUGAGGGCUGAAGAAUUCAGCAGAGUGCAAGAGGCUGCCUCUCGUGUGGGUGUCCACGUCUCAAAUGCAACCUCAAAUGAUCAAAAGGGUGAUGCUUCAGUUCCACCUUCGGAGGGUCUUCCAGAACAACUCAUUGCCUUGCCUAUUGAAUCAUCUAAACUGUUCAGUGCUCCAUCAAACCUAAUUGAUCAGGCAGGGCUCCAGUGUAAAGCCAGCAAUGAGGUAUCUGCAGGAAUCCAGGCAGUAAAUGGAUUUCCAUCCUCUGAUAUCUACACGACAAAUGGUAACAAGGUAUCAUUCCAGAAGACAAUGAAGGACCGAGUGUGGCAAUUCUAACUUCUUCGUCUCCUGAUGUAACCAGUCCAGAACAGAACACAGCUCCCUCUUUGUCAAUUGAUCCAUCUGGUCCAGAAGUAA
Chiloscyllium plagiosum (whitespotted bambooshark) is the source of this 1096-nucleotide messenger RNA. The record is from RefSeq and is a predicted model, not a curated record. NCBI's taxonomy places the organism in Eukaryota, Metazoa, Chordata, Chondrichthyes, Orectolobiformes, Hemiscylliidae.